AUGGGGGAGGAUGACUCUUCUAAUCCUCAUGGCGGUAGCACCACUGCUUCCUCCUCUCCUUCUCAACCAACCAUAGCCGAGUUGAGUGCCCAGGUGGCUCAACUAAUGCAGAUGCAGACUCAGACCUCAAAAUUGAUCCUAAAUCAGGAUCCUACCAAGACGACCCUGACCUCGACUCAGACGAAGACCCCGACCUCGAAUCAGACGACGACCUUGAACCCGAAUCAGACAACGAUUCCGACGACAAUUACCUAUGAAGCUUCCGCUGCACAGGUUGGCAUAAAGUUGGAUGGCACCGACUAUGACCUAUGGUCCCAAGUUAUAGAGUUGUAUAUCUCCGGCAAAGACAAAUUGGGAUAUAUUAAUGGCGAUCUUCCACAACCUCCUUCGACCGCUCCAACAUUUCCUCGCUGGCACAUCGAGAACUCUAUUGUGAAGGGAUGGCUCAUCAAUUCUCUGGAGCAGAGCUUGAUUGGCAAUUUCAUUCGUUUUUCGACGGCAAAAGCCGUGUGGGAUGCAAUUGCCACAACUUACUAUGAUGGCACUGACACCUCUCAGGUUUAUGAUUUGAAACGACGAGUCUCUCGUAUGCGACAAGCUAGUGGCUCCAUUGAAACCUAUUACAAUACUCUCCAAAGCUUAUGGAGAGAAACUGAUUUUCGUCGUCCAAAUAUGAUGGAGUAUGAAAGUGAUAUCAAGCGCUAUAAUGAUAUUCUGCAGGAAGAUCGAGUUUACAUAUUUUUGGAUGACCUUGAUGAUCGUCUUGAUAAGGCCCGAAGUGAUGUUCUUCACAUGACUCUAUUCCCUACUGUUGACCAAGCUUAUGCCUAUGUUCGCCGUGAAGAUGUUCGACAAGCAGUGAUGAUGGGUUCAUCCGAUCGAGCCACUGGUGCUGGCUUAGCGGCCAAGAGUGCGCCUCGAUCAGGUCCCCCUACUCGUGCCGGACAUCCCCAUAAUUCCUCUACUGCGGCCCACCUUCAGAUCCAGUCAUAUGCUACUGUUGCUGGUGCGCCACUUCCUAAAACCAUCCCACCUUCCCGUCCCAAGGCUCCAACUGAUGGAAGUGGUUGCACGCACUGUGGCAACCUCAAACAUACCCGUGACACCUGUUUUAAGCUAAAUUGUUAUCCUGAUUGGUGGGAGGAUCUCCGCGCUCGCAAGCUUAGAGAAACUGCUAGUAAUUCCGGCCGUGCUGCUCUUGUCUCUACCGAUCCCCCAUUAGUCUUGUUCCCGCAGGUAGAUCCUACUGAUAGUCCCGCGCUUCCGGAUGUCUCAGGUAACUGUGGUUAUGCAUUUCAUACUUCUGAUCUACGAGAUACUACUGGUUGGAUAAUUGAUUCUGGCGCCACUAAUCAUAUGACCUUUGAUCCGAAUGAUUUUUUGUACACUACUACACCUCGCCGCACAAGUAUUGCCAAUGCAAAUGGAGUUACCUAUCCUGUGACAGGGGCCGGCACUGUUGCCCUUUCACCUUCUCUGUCCCUUUCUAAUACUCUACUCGUUCCAUCUUUGUCCAAUAAAUUAAUGUUUGUGAGUCAGGAUAUUCUCACCAAGGAGAUCAUUGGGCGUGGUACUAAAAGAGGGGGGCUGUACUAUGUGGAUGACUUCAGUAUGGGACGUGCAAAUAGUGUGAAGCAUCCGUCUGAUGACAAGCACCGAAAAAUUUGGCUCUGGCACCGACGUUUGGGGCAUCCAUCUUUUGGUUAUAUGAGACACUUAUUGCUCGAGUUGUUUUAUAUGGAAACACAGUUCAAUGCUCGAAUACAGAUUCUUCGCUCUGACAACGGUGGAGAAUUUGUUAAUCAUGAUUUUCAGACUUACUUCCAGACACAUGGCAUUAUUCAUGAGACAACUUGCCCCCAGACACCACAACAAAAUGGUGUUGCCGAACGGAAGAAUCGUCAUCUCCUUGAAACAGCCCGUGCUCUUCUCAUUGGUGGCCAUGUUCCUCGUCAUCACUGGGAUGACGCUGUCAUCACUGCUGUCCACCUUAUCAACCGCAUGCCAUCUGGGGUCUUGAACUUCAAAACUCCAUUACAAGGGGAGAUACCGAGUGAAGAGCUCAAUUGGAGCAGCUUGGAAAAUGAGGAUAUUCAUCUAUGCACGAAGUUUCUCUCGGCCAAGAAACAAUAA
Molecule: messenger RNA, 2133 nt
Organism: Prunus persica (peach)
Lineage: Eukaryota; Viridiplantae; Streptophyta; Magnoliopsida; Rosales; Rosaceae
Exons: 4
Coding region: 1-2133 (710 amino acids)
Biological process (GO): DNA integration
Molecular function (GO): nucleic acid binding
Source: RefSeq, a predicted model, not a curated record